GGGGUAGAGAGUCUCCGUCGGGAAACGUGGUGUUGCUUCCUGGGUGUGAAAGUGCUUUGAAACUUUAGGUUUCUGUUCCUUUCCCCCUGGCUUUUGAAGAACAGAGUGUAAGAUGGAGACCGAGUCCGGGGCGCAAACAUCAAAUCAGAGGCAAACAGAUUCAUUAUCUCCAUCCCCUAAUCUUGUGUCACCUGUGCCUUUAAAUAACCCAAGGAGUGCCCCAAGAUAUGGAACAGUGAUCCCUAAUCGCAUCUUUGUAGGAGGAAUCGACUUUAAGACAAAUGAAAAUGAUUUAAGAAAAUUUUUUUCCCAGUAUGGGUCUGUAAAAGAAGUGAAGAUUGUAAGUGACAGAGCUGGAGUGUCCAAAGGGUAUGGCUUUGUCACUUUUGAAACACAAGAAGAUGCACAAAAAAUUUUACAUGAGGCUGAAAAACUUAAUUACAAGGAUAAGAAACUGAACAUUGGUCCAGCAAUAAGAAAACAACAAGUAGGGAUCCCUCGUUCCAGUAUAAUGCCAGCAGCUGGAACAAUGUAUCUAACAACUUCAACUGGAUAUCCUUACACUUAUCAUAAUGGUGUUGCUUAUUUUCAUACUCCAGAGGUAGCUUCUGUCCCACCACCUUGGCCUUCACGUUCUAUAUCUAGUUCCACUGUGAUGGUAGCUCAGCCCGUUUAUCAGCAACCUGCAUAUCACUACCAGGCCCCUGCACAGUGUCUACCAGGUCAGUGGCAGUGGGGUGUUCCUCAGUCUCCUGCCUCUUCUGCUCCAUUCUUAUACCUGCAACCUUCUGAGGUUAUUUAUCAACCAGUGGAAAUUGCACAGGAUGGUGGAUAUGUUCCUCCUCCACUGUCUCUGAUGGAAGCUUCAGUUCCAGAGCCUUAUUCUGAUCAUGGAGUUCAAGCAACAUAUCACCAGGUUUAUGCUCCAAGUGCCAUUGCUAUGCCUGCACCUGUGAUGCAGCCUGAACCAAUUAAAGUAAGAAGUUUGUUUUGA
Molecule: messenger RNA, 994 nt
Organism: Kogia breviceps (pygmy sperm whale)
Lineage: Eukaryota; Metazoa; Chordata; Mammalia; Artiodactyla; Physeteridae
Gene: BOLL
Product: boule homolog, RNA binding protein
Biological process (GO): 3'-UTR-mediated mRNA stabilization; positive regulation of translational initiation
Cellular component (GO): cytoplasm
Molecular function (GO): protein binding; translation activator activity; mRNA 3'-UTR binding
Source: RefSeq, a predicted model, not a curated record